AUUGGGCCCAAGAGCCUGCAAUAGGUGUAGCUAUUGACAUCAGAUAGAGUGGGAUGGCCAGUUUGUCUUUCUAGCAGAUGAUCUGUUGUACUCAGUCAUUAACAGACAGUUCUAGAAUGCUGAAGAGUUGCAGAUUGCCAGAAGUCAGAAACCUCCUGAACUUCAUAAAGCUACCAUUGACUACGUGGUCUGGGAUGAUGAUAUCUACAUCAAAAAUACACCAGAUUUGCCUGAUAGUCACUUGCUGGCUUGGGGGACUCUUCUCUUGCUUGGUGUUUAUUCAGUAUUCCUCACGCUCAUGUGCACCGGAACCCAUUCCUUAUUAUCGAUAUUACAAUAAUGUACACACCCUUAACACUCCAGGUCAAGAGGAAAAACCAAUCGUGCUGCUGUGGUUUUGGCCUGAGAACUUCAGGUGGGACUUCAGAGAAUGUAAAGCCAUAUACAACAUUGACGGCUGCCAUUUGACCGAUGACAGAAACCUUUACAACCAAGCGGACGCAGUCCUCAUUUUCCACAAAUCUAUCAAAUGGGACUUGUCCAACCUUCCGCCGUCUCCUCGGCCUCCGUUUCAAAAAUGGAUCUGGUUUCACGUCGAAUCGCCGACCAACACGCAGAAGAUCCCUGGUUUGGAGAAACUUUUCAACCUCACGCUGAGCUACAGACGGGAUGCCGACAUUUCCGUGAGGUAUGACCUCACCAUCAACAAGAAGCCAAACAAUGACUUUGUGAUCCCAAAGAAGGACAAGCUCCUGUGUUGGUUCGUGUCCAACAUGGCCACCAGUACUGGAGUAGGGACCAGGAUGGCGUACUACAACAAGUUAAAGAAGCACAUCAGUGUGACUAUUUUUGGAAAAAUGGCUGGCACACGCAUGAAAGAUGAAGACUACUUCUCCACGAUGGCUAGCUGUAAGUUCUACCUCGCUUUUGAGAACUCCGUCCACAGGGACUACAUCACGGAGAAAUUAAACGGUCCUCUUGCAGCUGGGACGGUUCCAGUUGUCUUGGGGCCGCCGAGAGAAAAUUACGAACAGUUUACUCCGAGUAAUGCCUUCAUUCACAUCAACGACUUCCCUGAUGCUGAAGCACUGGCUAAAUAUCUGCUUCAGCUGGACAAAGACGAUGAAGCGUACAAGCGCUAUUUUGACUGGAGAAAAAACCUAACAGCGACACCGCAUCUAACCCUUUGGAAUCAAGAGUUCACCAUGUACAUCUGUCACGCCUGUGAAUAUAUUGGAAGGCACAAAGAGUAUAGAGCUGCACAAGACAUCUACAAGUGGUGGUUUUCAUAAAGAGGAACUUGUUUAUUAUUAACUUGUUAAUAAACCAUAAACUUGUUUAUUCCCGAAACAUGCUCAAAAUAAUUCCUGAUAAAGUAUGUCCUCAUGUUAGCAGGCGAGUGACUAUUUAUUACAGUGCAUUACAAUAGAAAUAAAACAUAAAUGUCAUUACUGUGUGCAUUAAGCGAAAAGAAUAUUACAUUAUUCUUCAUUAUAGACUAUUUAUUUUUUAGCUUUUAAAACACUGUUUCAACUAAUGCUAUUUGUUAAUACAUAUGAUGGUGCGUAAAAAAAAAAUUCAUUUCUAUUGGACAUUUAUGAUAUUUUUGUUUUCCAUAUUACAGAAUUCUUAUAAAAAUUUAUAAAAACAACCUAUUUUUUAUUUCCAAAAUAAUUUUUAGACAUUUUUUACUCAAUGCACUUGAUGACAUUUUUAUUUUCUCUACACGUAUUUUCUCUACACGUAAAAAAAAAAGAAGAAUCAUUAUUCAUAGAUAUUACAAUGACUUAAUAAUUAUGCAUUAUUUUAGACAUGAAGAUGCUGAUGAUUUCCAUUUGUAGCACAGCACAAAUGCUCACAUCUUCUCUUGUAAGACAAAGACGGUCUACACCGAGGUGGUGGAAUAUAACUUGUGGUGGUGGAAAAUAACUCAGAAGAGCUGAUUCUUAAUUAGAAGUUAUUUUUUUCCUGAUUGUUUGAAAAAAAAGCAAGAAAAAAUGGGUCGAAGAGAGACAACCUUAGAAACAACAUUAUAAACAAAUAAUCUUACCUCAGGUCCUGUUCUUGUCUCAGUUUCAUGUUUUUUUCUGUUUAAAACAACACAAGAGAUCACAAGACAAACGAACCCUGUUGAAAAACUUGGAAUUUAUUAGUCUUUAUUUAUUAACAGAAUUAAAUUUAUCUGUCUUUGAAUUUCAGCCCUGAGUCAUAUACAGUAAAGUGGAUAUUAUCAUGUAGCAUAAAAUCAGGAUUCCUGUGAUUUGGGAAUAGAUUUUUUUUUUUUAAUCAUGACUGUGCUAGGGUCAUAUUUCAUGCCUUUUAAUAUGAGCUAAUGAAAUUACUAUGGAAUUGAAAUGGCAGUGGAAUGUUGAUUAAAAAAAUGUCUGUAAAAGCAAUAAACAAUUGCAGUACAUACAGUA
This is a messenger RNA of Tachysurus vachellii, 2420 nucleotides long. Its product is annotated as 4-galactosyl-N-acetylglucosaminide 3-alpha-L-fucosyltransferase 9-like. NCBI's taxonomy places the organism in Eukaryota, Metazoa, Chordata, Actinopteri, Siluriformes, Bagridae. Gene Ontology annotation, molecular function: alpha-(1->3)-fucosyltransferase activity. The coding region runs from base 78 to 1292 and encodes 404 amino acids. The transcript is spliced from 2 exons. The record is from RefSeq and is a predicted model, not a curated record. Gene Ontology annotation, cellular component: membrane.